Messenger RNA from Eurytemora carolleeae, 1000 nucleotides. Its product is annotated as sortilin-related receptor. The transcript is spliced from 10 exons. Gene Ontology annotation, molecular function: protein binding. The coding region runs from base 98 to 1000 and encodes 300 amino acids. The record is from RefSeq and is a predicted model, not a curated record. NCBI's taxonomy places the organism in Eukaryota, Metazoa, Arthropoda, Copepoda, Calanoida, Temoridae.
GAACAAUAAAAAAUAAUAUGAAAAAAGAAAAUGAUGGUUGAAUAAUAAAUAUUUCUGAAAUCUAGAUGGUUUAUGGUUUACAUAACGUAGGAAAAAAAUGAGAGCUCUAGUAUUUGUGUUCGCACUUUUCCAGUAUAUUUUACCGACCAGUGAGACAUCAACCAAGUUUUCCUGCAUAGCUCCGGGUACAGGUGGAGACCAGGAUGGUUUUCAUGAAUUACCAAUACCCAAGGAUCUAGAGACCAUUGAUGCUCUAGAGGUCGGGGAGAGGACCAAUUGGAAACCUUGCUCAUCUGGGAAAGACUGUAUCAAUAAAUCCCAGAUCUGCGAUGGAAUCCCUGACUGUCCCAAUGGAAGGGACGAAGAUGAGAAAUUAUGCUCCGGGUGGGUCUGUGAUCAAGGAGUAAGAUGCAGGAACUCAUCAGCUUGUAUUCCAAUCCCUCAUCUGACGAUGUGCUCAGGUUCUGAUCGUGAUAAUGGUGUUUGUAAGGAUGGUUCUGAUAAGGCCUACUGUUUACAUACAAUAUAUACUGGGUCUUUUCUAAACACAACCCUCGGUCUUAGAAUAUCUACAGGAGAGGACUGUUUCUGUGAUUUGAGGUAUGUUAGUAAAUCUAGUCAUACUCUUGGGAAAGUGUGUAGUGCUAGGACAGAUAAGAGAGUUUGUGAUGGAUAUACUGAUUGUAUCCAUGGAGAAGAUGAACAACAGAGUAUUUGCACCAAUAUAAGUUCUGGUGAAAAUGAAACAAAUUGGUUUGGGGAGAGAACAGGCCGGAGAGUAGAUGACAAAGAAACUAGAGAUAAAGAGGAUCCAGAUGAUCUACAGCAUCUUGAUGAUCUACAGGAUCUAGAUGAUCUACGGGAUCUACAGGACGCAGAUCUAUCUGAUACAAGAUCAAAGGUUUAUGAUAUAAAGGUUCAGCAUACAGUGGACCUGAACCUACUCCUAAUUAUCUUCACAAUCACUGUCAUCAGCGUAAUAGAUCAUAUGGUCCCAUAA